This is a messenger RNA of Cajanus cajan (pigeon pea), 703 nucleotides long. Its product is annotated as RNA polymerase II transcriptional coactivator KIWI. Gene Ontology annotation, biological process: positive regulation of transcription initiation by RNA polymerase II. The record is from RefSeq and is a predicted model, not a curated record. Lineage: Eukaryota; Viridiplantae; Streptophyta; Magnoliopsida; Fabales; Fabaceae. Gene Ontology annotation, molecular function: DNA binding; transcription coactivator activity.
AUCCCAAAUUAAAUUUUCAUGCAACAAAGCCCAAAAAGAAUAAAAGAAAAGGAAAUUAAAACACAGAAAAGAAGACGAAAAGUUUGAAAGGCAGGGCGAGUGAACUCAAGUGACGAGUGACUCUUGGAGUGGCGUUUGGGCGCCAAAAGCGUUUUUAGACUUACCAAAGAAGCUUCGAGAAAUGUCUGGAAAGGCCAAAAGAAGAGACGAUGACGCUGCCUCCGACGCCGACUCCGAGGGCCACGCGCCGCCCAGGAAGGCCAUCAAGAAAGAUUCCGACGACGACUCCGACUCCAUCUUCGUAUGCGAGAUUUCGAAGAACAGGAGGGUUUCGGUGAGGAACUGGCAAGGCAGGGUCGUGGUUGACAUUCGCGAGUUUUACCUCAAAGAUGGCAAGCAAAUGCCUGGCAAGAAAGGUAUCUCGUUGACCAUGGAUCAGUGGAAUGUGCUUCGUGGUCACGUUGAAGAAAUUGACAAGGCAGUUAGUGAAAGUUCUUAGGAAAUUAGGCAUCAAGUCAUUCUGCUAAUCGUUUAUGUAGUUUUUUUGGAUUAGUAGAAGCACAGUUAAGGGUUUUGUUGUGUGUUUUGUAUAAUUGAAUCCUUUGAGGUUGGUUUGUAGGAUUUGGAUUUCAACCUCAGGUUACUGAUGCAUGUAAAGUGAUCAGUUAUAUAUGCAAGUAGUUAGUUAACUCUUCUGCUACCA